CCCGCCUGUUCGCGGCGGCGGCGGGCCCGGGCGGCGAGGCGCUGCUGCGGCGCUGCGCUGAGCUGGCCCUGGUGCGCUUGGCCCCGCUCCUGGCCGCCUGCGUGUGGCAGCGGCAGCCGUUCCGCCUGCGCUACGUGCCGGGCCGCGGCGAGAUCCCGGCGCACUUGGGCGGCACCGCGGUGUUCGGGGAUAACGUGGAGGAUGAGUGGUUCAUUGUGUAGCUGCUGCGGGAGAUCACCAGAGAGUUCCCGGGGCUGGCAGCCAGGUGACUUUCACUCGGUGUUUGUAUGCACAGCUGGUGCAGCAGCAGUUUGUUCCAGACAGACGCAGUGGAUACACCCUGCCCGCCCCAGCUCAUCCUCAGUACAGAGCCUGCGAGCUGGGCAUGAAGCUGGGAAUGAUUCCUGGGGCAUUUUGGCCUUGGCUCAUGCAUGUGCAGGGAAUGGGUCCUUGUCUGGAAGUUGCCUGCUUGUCCAGAGAAAUGUGAGCAAAGUCUGUCACGCCUUGAGAACCUCUUGUUGUUGCAUCUUUUGUCUGCAGGCUCAUGGCUUUGAAAUGUUGUGCUCCAAGAGCAGUAAAGUGGCUCCUGAUGCCAAGGGAAACGUGUUAAGGGGUCCCCUGUGGGAGAGAUUCCUCAGGAGCUUGAAGGAGAAGGAUUAUUUCAAGGGAGAAAUGGAAGGAUCAGCCAAGUACCUGGAGCUGUUGCACAUGGCAGAAGAUCACUUCCAGCAAUCUGUUGUAGUGCCAGAAAGCAGGAGCCUAAGGAAGCCCUCAGCAGCAGGAGAUUGGGAUAACUGCAAGGCUGGUUUCUGGAGCAGAGGGAGCCGGGUGUGCUCCUCAAAGCCAGACCUUCACCCACAGCAGCCGGAAGGCAGAAAAACAAAGACCCAACGAAGCCUUAGGUGGGGAACGGGGAAUCUGCUGCCUUCUUUCCAUCCCAGGAGCCUGUAUCAGUACCAGUACUCCCUGGCUGUCCAGCUGCAGCACACCUCCACACCAUCCCCGUGGGGAGCCCGGCUGCAGGCUGAGGCACUGAUCCGUCUGCAGCAGCUCUGGAGGGACCCAGGCGGGGAGGAGCUGCUCCAGCUGCAGAUCCAUGACCUGAAGGCCCAACACCAGCCAGAGGAGCAGAGGAGCCAGGACAGCACCGGAGGCUCCCCUGUAGAGAUUGCACUGAGCCCAGAGGCACAGGCAGAGCUCCAGCAGCCAGUGUUCAUCUCCUGGAGCAGUGGCAAGGUCAAAGCUUUCUACGGUAAUGAAGCAGAAAACAUCCUGAUCUCCAACCUGAAACGAGGCAUCACCAGUCUGUUCCAGCUUCAGCCCCAUGCCGGCACCACAGUGGAGGAAGAUGCCUCUGGAAGCUGCCAGGUCACCUACACCAUGUCCAACCAUUCCAUCACCAAGACCAAAGAUCUCCUCAGCUGCUCAAAGCCAAAGUCUGGAUUCACCUCCAUGAACAAAAUUUUUGGAGUGGAGUGGCAGCCCUCCAGCAGAAGCCAGUACGUGGUGAGGGACAGCCUGCUGCAGUCAGUCCUGGCAGAGGAAAGCCACGUGGUGGCUCCAGCCCUGAGAUCCCGCUCCGGCAUCAAAAUCAGCUCAAGGCAGCAGCUCCAGCUGGUGUCUCCUGCAGUGCCUGGGCUGGCAGAGGUGUCUGGACAGAGUCUUGAGGAUGUGCUGGCUGGCACGGGGGCACGGCCCCAGCCCCUGGGCAUGGCCAGCCUGCCCUUCAGGAGGGUCUGCACCCACUGCCCGUCGCUGAGAGCCUUCCUGAAGGCGUUUGACAGGCAGAGAGUCAGAACAGACACCUUGAGGGUGGCGACAGCCUGGCAGUUCCAGAGGUUCAUCCAGAUGCUGCGCAGUGCCAAGAAGAGGGAUGUGCUGCAGCUGCUGAGGAGAGCCCCCGAGGAGGCACGCCCCUUCCUGGUGGAGGCAGCAGUGGCCACACAUUCGGUGGCUUCCUUGGCAGUGCUCUCAGAGUUCCUGGAUUUCAGCCAGGAGCCCAAAUCCCUCCUGGAGAAGUUUCUCUGUGCAGCAGCUUUCUCUCCCCGGCCUUCAGGAGAGCUUCUCCAGCUCGUCCUGGACAAGCUGGAUGGGAAGCAGCUGGCACCUGAGAUCUGGGAGACAGGAAUAGUUGCUGUGGGCUCUCUGGUGGGCAAGCUGUGCCAGCAGAAGCUCUGUGGGCUGCAGGUGGUGGAGCGUGGGGUGGAAACCAUCCUCAGGGGGCUCAGAGGUGCCCAGGAGGAGCCCAGGGUGGUCAUUUCCCUGCUGGCCCUGGGCAAUGCAAGGCUCCCUGAGACCAUCCCCACCCUCCUGGAGCACGCUGAGGGCGGUCCCACGGCUGUCACCACCGCUGCCACCUCUGCCCUGCAGCGAUUCCCCGCUCCCCACAUCUCCAGCAAGGUGAAGCAAGUGAUGAGGAGGAUUUUCCACCAGAAGAGGAAGAGUUAUGACCAAACCUGUCACCUGGCAGCUGCAGAAAUCCUCCUGGAUAACCACCCCCUGCCCAUGGAUGUCAUCAACAUCCUGCUGGCCACCACUGAGAUGGAGACAGAGGUGGCCACGUUCCUGCUGCUGAAGGUGCAGAACUGCCUGCGUGACCACCACCACCUGGCAAGGAAGAUACUGAAAGACAUCAUGGGAGACCCACGGAUCAACAAUUACAACUUCUUCUCCAAAGUUGGCAUCUCCUCUUCUUUCUCAGCACCUCUGGCAGUCACCCAGGACCUGACCUCCACUUUUGGGCUGGACCUGCUGUUUUUGGAGGGUGGAUUCCUGAGGAAGAGCGUCUCCGACUUCUCCCUGCUCAGCCAUGGCCAGCGGCUCCGUGCAGCUCAGGUGACCUUUGAAGCACAAGGGAUGGAGUCGAUGAUGGGAGAAAACCUCUCGGAAGGAGAAGAGGAGCCAGAGCUCAUGGCUGGGAUGGCAGCCACCUUCUUUGACGUCCAGCUGCAGCCAAUUGUCUUCUUCCAGGGAUACACAGACCUGAUGGGCAAGGUCCUGCUGAGCAGUGCAGAGCCCACCAGUGUGGUCAGGGGGAACCUCCUGCUGAUGGACCAUCACCAGGUCAUUCCUCUGCAGUCUGGCCUCCAAGUGACCGUCAGACUCCAGGGUGGGCUGGGGCUGGACAUCUCAGCUGACAUGGACGUGAGCAUUUGGGAGCAGGAGCUGAAAACCAGCGUCAAUGCCAGGGGAAGCCUUGCCAUGGAUUUCCAGGCAGAACUGGAUUCCCCUUUGCUCCAAGCCACCCUGAGGAGCCAGACAGAGGUGGAGACCUCCAUCCACUUUGACACCAAGCUGAGGUUUUCCAGCAGCCCCGUGCUCAUGUGCCUGCAGCUGAGAGAGGAACAGGUCCCAUACAGGGAAGUGCUCUCAGUGUCCCAGUCUGCCGGGAGCCGGAGCAGCACCGCUCGGAGGGGCCGGCGCGGCGCCAUGCCUAGGAGGGAAUUUGCCCUGCACCAAACCAACUCCAGGGUCUGCAACCUCCUGCUGCCUGCAGAAAAGGAAUAG
Melospiza georgiana is the source of this 3507-nucleotide messenger RNA. Its product is annotated as microsomal triglyceride transfer protein-like. The record is from RefSeq and is a predicted model, not a curated record. Gene Ontology annotation, biological process: lipid transport; lipoprotein metabolic process. The transcript has 22 exons. Bases 202 to 3507 code for a protein of 1101 amino acids. Lineage: Eukaryota; Metazoa; Chordata; Aves; Passeriformes; Passerellidae. Gene Ontology annotation, molecular function: lipid binding. Gene Ontology annotation, cellular component: endoplasmic reticulum; basolateral plasma membrane; Golgi apparatus.